UUUGUUUUGUUUUGAUUUGUAUUGUAUUAUAUUAUAUUGUAUUAUACUGUGCGGAUGAAUAGAAUAUCUGGCAAGACAUCAGUUCUGUAAAAAUAUUAAAAUAUGUGAUAUUAUGUCUGAUAAGUGUUUGGAUUUUAAAAUUCGGUUUUUAUAAAAGUUUAUUGUUGCUUAAUUGUUCACUGAAACACACAGGUAUUUAUUUUUAUAUACUUUAAAAAUUAUUUAUUCCUGUUGAAUUUGCAAAUUUUCAAGUUUGGGGUUAGUAUUUUUUUCCCCUUUCUUUAUUUGAAAGAAAUUAAUACUUUAAUUCGGCGUUGUGUGUCCUGGUUUAUUAUUAAUUAUUGUGUAAUAACAUGUUGGCAGAGAGUUUUUCACAGACUGUCUCAGCUGUUCACACCAAUAAAAUGUGCUUAAUAUGCCACUUUACAGAAUAUCUCAGACAUCACCAUAAUAAAUGAGGUGAAAACAGGGAACUUUUGGAGACAAAGAGGCUUUUCAGCAGCUCAGUUAAACAUGAUGGUCCUGUUGUUUCUUGUGUUAAAUGCAACGAAUAUGUAACCACAUCAAAAUUCUCUAUAUUUCAACAAACAUGUUCAAGUUAUCUGAAUGUAUUGAAAGUAUUUCAGUAUAAAUUCAGUCACUUAUCUUUGAUUUUUCCAGAUGUGGUCCUGUGGGUGUCAGUAUCACACAGUGAUCACAGUUUGAUUGUUAAAGAUGGAGUUUAUUAAAGAGGAGAUUGAAGACAUGAGUAUUUCAGAACCAUCUGGAAUAAAACAAGAAGAUACUGAGGAACAAAUAGGUGUGGUGUAUGCCGGAAAGUAGCGAUCGAUGUCAUUCUCGCACGAAGAAGAAAGCGACACAGUAAACAACAAUGGAGGACAUCCAGCAGAUCUUGUUCUUGCUUCUCGGCAUGUGGCUGUUUGUCACAAGAAGAAACGACCAGAUGGAGGUGAUGGAGCAAAAACACAAACUGAAAGAAGUUAAAGAGGAGAAACAUGACUUCAAAACUCAAGAAACAAAAGCCAAAAAGCUGCACACCUGCUCACAGUGUGGAAAGAGAUUCCAAAAUAAAACAAACCUUAAUGUACACAUAAGAAUUCACACUGGAGAAAAACCGUUUACAUGCACUCAGUGUGGAAAGAGUUUCAGACAAAAAGGAGACCUUAAUAUACACACGAGAGUUCACACUGGAGAGAAACCGUUUACAUGCAGUCAGUGUGGAAAGAGUUUCAUAAAAAAAGGAGACCUUAACAAACACACAAGAGUUCACACUGGAGAAAAACCGUAUGCAUGCGCUCAGUGUGAAAAGAGUUUCAUAAAAAAAGGAGAUCUUAACAUACACACGAGAGUUCACACUGGAGAGAAACCGUAUACAUGCACUCAGUGUGGAAAGAGUUACAGACAAAAAGGAGACCUUAACAGACACAAGAGAGUUCACACUGGAGAGAAACCGUUUACAUGCACUCCGUGUGGAAAGAGUUUUUCUCAAGCAACAGGUCUCAAUUAUCAUCUGCUCUGUCACUCUGGAGAAAAGCCAUUUAACUGUGAUCGGUGUGGUAAAAAGUUUAUUUCUUCAUCACAACUAAAACAACACCUGAAAGUUCAUUCAGAUGAGAGGCCUUAUGUGUGUUCUUUCUGUGGAGAGAGUUUUUCAAGACUGGAUCAUUUUAAACAGCACCAGAAAGCACACAAUAAAGUGAGAGAUCAUGUGUGUUUGGAGUGUGGGAAGAGCUUUACUACAUCUAGUAAUUUGAAACUGCACCAAAGAAUUCAUACUGGAGAGAAACCUCACAAGUGCUCAUAUUGUGACAAGAGUUUCACUGACCCAGGAUCUCUGAAGUCACAUGAGCGAGUUCAUACUGGAGAGAAGCCGUACCACUGUACUCAGUGUGAGAAGAGUUUCAAAGAUGCAGCAAGUUUAAGACAUCAUCUGCUCUGUCACUCUGGAGAAAAAACAUUUAACUGUGAUCAGUGUGGUAAAGAUUUUAUUUCGUCAUCAAGUCUAAAACAACACCUGAAAGUUCAUUCAGAUGAGAGGCCUUAUGUGUGUUCUUUUUGUGGAAAGAGUUUUUCAAGGCUGGAUAUAUGUAAACAGCACCAGAAAACACAUAAUGAAGUGAAAGAUCAUAUGUGUUUGGACUGUGGGAAGAGCUUUAAUAGGGCUGCCUGUCUGAAAGAGCACCAAAGAAUUCAUACUGGAGAAAAACCUUACAAGUGCUCAUACUGUGACAAGAGUUUUGCUCGUUCUGGACAAUUGAAAGUACAUGAGCGACUUCAUACUGGAGAAAGACCUUUCAAGUGCUCAUAUUGUGACAAGAGUUUCACUCAGUACGGACACCUGAAAUCACAUGAGCGAGUUCAUACUGGAAAGAAACCGUACUGUACUCAGGAGAGAGUUUCACCUGAUCAAAAACUGAUUCAUAGUAAAAAAAUUAACAAACAAAUGUUCUCUUCAGAUCUAGUGCUUUCAAGUAACUAAUGUGAGAAUCAGAAAUGAAUCUCACAUUAGAUUCAAAACAAUACGUGAGUUUUUUAGAAUGUUUGCCCUUAUUGUUUCCAUGGUGACGCGUCAUGCGUGUCACAUCAAAGACUAUAGAAUAGCACAAGACGCGUCACUCGUAUUGUUUUGAAUGGGAGAAAGUGCAACCAAAGCCACUGGAAGGCAAGCCUGCAACCUUUAGCCAAAAAAGCGUAACAGCUAAUGCUAACUGGUGGUACGGGCGGUACGCAGGGAGGAGUUUUGAACGGCGACACGAUAGGCUAAGAGGGGCCGCACGUGAUUAGGUUAGCCGUUACGCUUUCUCCAAUGGUAAGAGAUACAGACCCUCUUAUCUCCCUAUAAUAAUAUGAUCUCUGGUGCAACUCGCAAUAUGGCGGAAUAAGUCCCGCCUUCUAAAUAAGAGCCAGUCUCCGACUGGGAAAGUCAUCGCGUCACUGCAGCGGCAGUUAGAAGCUCCGGUUCCUAUAGAAACAGUCAGACGCGCGCCUCCGAAAUGAGACACAAGAGACGCGCAUUUAGGACUGCGCAUGCACAUUAGCUUGACCCAGCCUGAAAAAUACAGUUUUUUUUGUCAUGAUUCGAGCGUUUAGAAACAAAAUUUAUGAGACAAUUGUUGUCAGAUUUCAUUGGUGAUUUCAUAUAUGAAAUUUAAUCGAAAGCUUGGCUAACAGCUUUGGAGAAUUUGAUGUUUCCCCAUACAAAGAGAUAGGAGCUGCACUUGAAUGCCCAAGAGGUGUUUCAAAGAUGGCCGCCGAGUGAAAUGACUUGUAUUAAAGGGACUUUGGUCACAUACGCUGAACGCACCCACAAUAACACUGUAUUACAGAUGGAUCGCUAUUAUUUUGUUUUUCCUUUUUUAUUUAAAAUAUUCACGAAACUUCUUACUAUGUCAUCAACUAUCUGAUAUUCCGAUUCUCAAAUAUGUGUAAGUGAGAGUGUUUUAACAUUUAAAAACCUUUAUAAAUGAUCUUAGUUUGCCCGGCUGUUCGCAGUUGGAUUUACAGCAGGUGAAUUCAUCAGUUUCUCCCGAAAUAUAUGCAAGUACUGUAAGUGGCUGGUGAACUGGAAGAAUAAUAGAGUAAACUUUAUAGUUACUUAGGCCCAUUAUGUGUGUCUGAUAUUAAUAAAUGUCAGAAAAUUAUAUUUGAAUGGAUUGUUAUUGCUGCUUCCACUGAUGUCUGACAUUAGUGUGUAUUUUAUAAACUCUAAAUUGUUUUACUGGUGCUUAUGCGUAUUUAAAUGUCUGAAACCUUAAAUAAAAAAAACAUUAUGUGUCUGAAAACACUGCAUAGUUGUGAUAUGACAAGUGCUGAGCGUGUCUGUCUCGCAGCCAAAGCGUGAAAGCACAGUUUGAAUCUGGCAGUUAUGUGACGUCGCUGAACGUUUUAAAUCCCAUAUGUGGGACCGUACCGCUCAAAGGGUUAAUCAUCAUUAAUUAUUAUAUCCUUAUGCUGCCUUAUUCUUUUACAUGUUAUUGAUUACUUUAAUCAUUUAUUUUUCUACUAUAUGUUUGAUUAUUUCCAAAUGUUUCUCUUCUGUGCUGAAAGAUCUAGUUGGUGUAUUUUCCAUCAGAAUUGAUUACGUAGCGUACCUUUGUAUCAAAAUAUGUCUGUUUCCAUCUCUGCAGAUAUGAGAUAAUGUAAGAUUAUUGAUAAUCUCUUAAAGGUUUUAAAGGUGUCAAAACCACACCUCAUCUAUCUGCAUUUCCGUAGCAUUUCACCGGUCAUGCCGAAUAUGAAAUAAUGGAUUAAAGUCUGUUUGACCUUUUCUUAUCAGACCAAACCACAAGUUCAGUUUGAGUUAAUUUUGAGUUUUGUUGUAAAUUGCCACUUUAAUCACAAACUUCAUGAUCUCAUUGAGGUGCUUUCAAGUCUUCAAACUUUUUUUGGCCUUACUGGACACAUUUACACUACAAAAUAACCUACAUUUGUUGACUCUUGUGCCAACUUGAUUGUGUAACUCUUUGUGUAAGUCGUAUAUUGUAAAAAAAUUUAAAUAUUUACAUAUUUCUUUCUUUA
Molecule: messenger RNA, 4518 nt
Organism: Ctenopharyngodon idella (grass carp)
Lineage: Eukaryota; Metazoa; Chordata; Actinopteri; Cypriniformes; Xenocyprididae
Product: gastrula zinc finger protein XlCGF57.1-like
Exons: 3
Coding region: 872-2479 (535 amino acids)
Source: RefSeq, a predicted model, not a curated record